Heterobilharzia americana is the source of this 843-nucleotide messenger RNA. The record is from the annotation of a GenBank genome assembly. Lineage: Eukaryota; Metazoa; Platyhelminthes; Trematoda; Strigeidida; Schistosomatidae.
AUGUCGGCUGGUUAUUUUUUCAUAGUUUUAAAUAUUGCAACAUGUGCUGGUUUUAUAAAGGCCUACAAUUCGGAAAAUAUAUCGCAAAAGAUUCUGCAUAUGGUGGAACCUCUGUCUGUUUACACGAAACAUUCGGAUUGGGAAUUAAAUGAAGAGAGACUGGAAAAUAGGUACCUUCACUAUGCCAUGCUUUUCAAUGAGAUGGAAGCCGUCAGUAAGAGAUGCCCAACCAUAACCUCUCUUUACACUGUUGGUAAAUCUGUUGGCGGUCGGGAUUUAUGGGUUCUGUCCUUCGGAAAAGUAUCAAAAUACCAUGCGCUCGGAGUUCCAGAAGUUAAGAUAGUCGGAAAUAUGCAUGGUAACGAGGCAAUAGGGAGAGAACUUAUCAUACGUCUUGCAUAUUUACUUUGUUUGAAUUACGGUUCUGAUGAACUGGUUACACUGUUGGUGAACUAUACACAGAUCCAUCUCAUGCCAUCAGCCAAUCCUGAUGGUUUCGAAAUUUCCAGUGAAGGUGAUGAAAGCAGUCUUAUUGGUCGCAAUAAUCUUCACAAUGUUGAUUUAAAUCGUAAUUUCCCAGAUCAAUUUGGAAAAACUUAUGAAAAUAUGGUGCAGGAACCAGAAACUGAAUUAAUAAUGAAAUGGUCUAAAUCGCAUUCAUUCGUGUUAUCAGGUAAUUUACAUGCUGGUUCACUGGUUGCAUCAUAUCCAUUCGAUGGAAGUGAAAAUAUGACAACGUAUUACUCUGCUUCACCAGAUGAUGCAACAUUCAGACACUUAGCAAUGGUGUAUAGUCGUGCGCAUAAAAGUAUGUAUCUGGGUAGACCUAAAUGUGAUCCAUAA